Messenger RNA from Monomorium pharaonis (pharaoh ant), 2054 nucleotides. Its product is annotated as tubulin delta chain. Gene Ontology annotation, biological process: mitotic cell cycle; microtubule cytoskeleton organization. The coding region runs from base 327 to 1676 and encodes 449 amino acids. Gene Ontology annotation, cellular component: cytoplasm; microtubule. The transcript is spliced from 2 exons. Gene Ontology annotation, molecular function: structural constituent of cytoskeleton; GTP binding. The record is from RefSeq and is a predicted model, not a curated record. Lineage: Eukaryota; Metazoa; Arthropoda; Insecta; Hymenoptera; Formicidae.
CAUAGAGAAACGGAACGGACUCAUGCGCUUAUGCGAUCGUCUCAUGCGGUCUAUGCGUGAAACGGAACGCACCCCCAGUAUUCUGCACUGCUCUGCACUCUGCACCUCACGGAUGCAGAAAGUGACAGUGAUAAAUUGUGUUAUUAUCAAUUGUACACGAUUUUGGCGGGAAGCGAUGGCGCAGUGUAAUUGUUCAACGGAACGGAGCUCCUUGGCAAACGUCAGCUCAAGUUCAAUACUUUUCUCAUGGUCAGAAAUACAUUUGAACGGAAUGAUUUGUUGAUGAUAAAAGGAUUAGAUUUACCUCGUCGGUAGAAUACCCGAAUAUGCUCACGCUGCAGUUCGGACAAUGCGGGAAUCAACUCGGAUGCGAUCUGUUCUCGAGGGUGGCCGCGGACGUAGCGACCUCGAGCACCGGCGUUUCCUACGGUGCGAACUACGAGUACACGGAAAGUACUAUCGAGAGGUGGUUCGAUGGAAUCGCCGAGUGCGGUCGAAGACACUUCGCCAGGGCGAUUCUCGUCGACACCGAGGAGAAGGUCGUGAACAAGGUGUAUCAAAACGCGAACGCAUCAUGGCUUUACCGAACAGGUAACGUCGUUUGCCAAUCUGGCGGUGGUUCCGCCAACAACUGGGCUUACGGCUACACGACAAACAGUCGGCGCCUAUCAAAUAUCGUUCUGAACGCCACGCGACAGGAGAUGGAGAAGUUAGAUCGUUCCGAGGGAUUUCUUCUGCUCCUAAGUUCAGCUGGUGGUACGGGAUCUGGUAUAGGAAGCUGCAUGGUCGAGCUUCUGCGAGAGGAGUAUGAAGUCAAGCCCAUUGUUGCAACAGUUGUACUGCCAUUUACCUUUGGAGAAGUUUGCACCCAGAAUUAUAAUACUGUGCUGACUCUGGCCAAGUUCUCAGACAGAGCGGACCUCACCGUGUUAUUUGAGAAUGAGCAGAUGCACUCUAUGUGUACCAAUUUGUUAAGGAAUUGCAAUACCACGCUGCGUGAUAUGAAUGGCAUUAUCUCUGAAAAUCUGCUCGCUGUUUUUCAGCCUACAAACAAUGCAAAGUGUGACGCAAAUUUUUUAAUAUCAAAAGUAGCUGCUCAUCCAAAUUUUAGAUUUGCAACGAUCAAGAGUACUCCACACACUCCUGCUACAUCCCUGCAGUUUGAGCCUACGCACAAUUGGGAGGUGUACAUUCGUCAUUUGAAGCAGACUCUUCGCGUAUCAAAGUCAUCACAGGUGGAAUUAACAAACUCUCAACUGAAGGCACCGAAUCCUACGUUAAGAAAAACAGCAAUGUCUCAUGUGUAUAGCCCUUGCGUGUCCAAUGUUCUCAUAACUCGUGGCAAAUCCAUGAAGAAUGAUCUUAUAGCGUUGGAAGAUUGGCAGAAAAGGCAUCUAUACCCAGAGUGGAUUACCAUGAAUUUCUUUACUCAUUUGCAUCAGGAACGUCGAUUUUUAAACCGAGACAAGUUCCUGGCGUUGCUCAGCAAUCAUUCGGAGAUACAUCGGCCACUGGAUGUAUAUCUGAACAAAGCGUGGGACUCCUAUAAAUGUGCGGCUUUUUUGCACCAAUAUAAACAAUUUGGUUUGGAGGAAGACGACUUCUUGGAGGCUUUUGCAAAAGUAGAAAACGUAGUGCAGGGAUAUAAAAACUUGAAGAGUCACAGUGGAAAUUGAAUGCUUUUCUUAAUUAUUUUACAUUUGAAAAAGGUAUUUUUAUCUAUAAAUAACUAUUUCAAUUUCUGAGAAGCAAAUGGAGUGAAUAAAUUUGUCAUAUUUGUAUCUUUAUUUUAAAAAUAUUACGAUUUUACAAGAUGAAUGGAAUAAGUACAAAUUUUAAAGAGAGUUCCUAGAUAUAAUUAUUUAAAAAAUUGUGAUAUAAUAUAGCAUAAGGUAACUUAUUAUAAAGUUUAUUAUUUUGUGUAUAUGUAAUAUAUAGUUUUAAAAUAAAGACUGUUUAGAUAAAACUACAUUAGGCUUCUACUAUGUUGAGAUGUACAAAUUUUAAUACUGUCUAAUAUAACAUUUUUAAAAUAAAGACUAUUUAGAUAAAAA